Blepharisma stoltei is the source of this 998-nucleotide messenger RNA. Lineage: Eukaryota; Ciliophora; Heterotrichea; Heterotrichida; Blepharismidae. The record is from the annotation of a GenBank genome assembly.
AUGCCACUUAUCCAAACCAAAAUUCUAAAAAUUGACACUAGGAUUUGGUGGGCAGUUUUCUUUCUUGCUCAAUGUUUAAUUGCCGCAUUGAUGAUGAUCUCCUUUGCUCUUCCCGAGUGAACAGAAAUAAAAGGACCAAUUCACAUAAAAGGCUCGCUCCGCAAUGUUAAAUAUAGUUAACUACACUGACUGGCACGGGGUGCUUUUGGCUCGAAAUUGAGCCAAAAGCACCCCGUGCCAGUCAGUGCAAUUCAUUAUACUUCAAUGGUAAACAUCCUGAUAUUUCCUACGACGACUUUUAUGAUGACUAUUGCGACACAAAUAUCAUCGCUUCUAAUAAUUUUUGUGACGAAAUCAAUAACCUUUGGAAUGGAGGCGGCUGGUUUGAGGUUUUUGAAUUUUUAUCCCUGGUUUCUCUUUUCCUGUGGUUUGGGUCCUUUACUUUUUGGGUAGUCCGCUGUGGCUGUGACUGCCACUAUACAAGGAGGCCGCAUUACUCGUCCUUAAAAGCCAUUUUAACGAUGGUUUUUCAUUUUAUUGCAUUUUUUACAUGGGUAAAUGUGACUGAUGCAAGCUUCGACGAUAGUUGCAAGUAUAAUGUAAAGACGGAUAAUAAUCCUGGGACUUGCACAAAAGAUGGGCCGAAUAUCGCAUUAUUUUUGACAAUUUUUAUACCAAUUGUGGUGGUUCUUUAUAUCAUUGUUUCGCAUGUGGCGCAUCAAUGGAUUAUAGUUAACUACUCAGGACAGAGCUACUAUGGGAUGCAGUAUGUGAGGAAUCCUGGGGUUGUGUACCAGCAAAAUCAAGGGUAUCAACAAGGGUAUCCGCAAGGGUAUGUGAUGGGCCAGCCAGGAGUGCAAUAUGCACCUCCUCAAUAUCAAGGACAGUAUCCUGGACAGCCUGGAAGCUAUGGGUAUGAGCAAAUUCUGAAUGCACAGUCAGGGCAGGCUCAAAACCCUCAAUUUGCUGGGCCUGGAGUAAAUCUUCCAAGGGCGUAG